Molecule: messenger RNA, 626 nt
Organism: Mesoplodon densirostris (Blainville's beaked whale)
Lineage: Eukaryota; Metazoa; Chordata; Mammalia; Artiodactyla; Ziphiidae
Gene: RPP14
Product: ribonuclease P/MRP subunit p14
Exons: 6
Coding region: 220-594 (124 amino acids)
Biological process (GO): tRNA 5'-leader removal
Cellular component (GO): ribonuclease P complex
Source: RefSeq, a predicted model, not a curated record
CAUGCGCAAGGCGGAGGGACGGCGGGCAGCGAGGUUCGGGCAAAGGUACCUACCGCUCCGGCCGCGGACGCCAAGGGCUGAAGGCGAGGCUGGGCCGCGAACCUCCCCGUGCCUCUCUACAACGCGGUCUUAGUCGCGGAGGGUGGCCGAGAGGACCGAACGGGUCACGUGUGCAGAGCGCAUGCGCCCAGCCCCCAGGUGUGAUCAGCACUGGAAAAGAUGCCAGCCCCAGCUGCCGCAUAUGAAAGAAUAGUUUACAGAAAUCCCUCUGAGCACCACUACAUGAAAGUCUGCCUAGAAUUUCAAGAUCAUGGCAUUGGACUGAAUGCUGCACAGUUCAAACAGCUGCUUAUUUCAGCCCUGAAGGACCUGUUUGGAGAGGUUGGUGCUGCUUUACCCUUGGACAUUCUAACCUACGAAGAGAAGACCUUGUCAGCCAUCUUGAGAAUAUGCAGCAGUGGUCUUGUCAAAUUGUGGAGCUCUUUGACCCUGUUAGGAUCCUAUAAAGGCAAGAAAUGUGCUUUCAGAGUGAUUCAGGUUUCUCCAUUUCUCCUGGCAUUAUCUGGUAACAGUAGAGAACUAGUAUUGAAUUGAAUAGUCUUCAAUUUCAGAAGUAUUCCUCGCUC